Molecule: messenger RNA, 327 nt
Organism: Paramecium tetraurelia
Lineage: Eukaryota; Ciliophora; Oligohymenophorea; Peniculida; Parameciidae
Exons: 1
Source: RefSeq, a predicted model, not a curated record
AUGUUUAUAAUUACAAAUAUUAGAUAUUUGAUUUGCUUUCCAAAAAAUGGGUAAUUUUUUAAGUUGAACAAAAGCAUCUAGUCACUCGAAUUUGAUUCUGAUUCUAAUCUGAAAUCAAUUAUUAUUCGGUUCAAAAAAUUAGACAUCUUCUUUAAGGAAUUAAUGAAUCUAUACUGCCCAUACUAUUUACUUUCUAAAAUACUAAAUAAUUUAAGAUAAGAGCAUAAAUUUUCAAAUUAAAAGCAAUAGCUAUUUGAAUUACACAGUAAGGUUUUUAAAGAAUAAAGUUGUUAAGUAAUACUCAAUCAAGAAUCCCUUAUGAACUGA